This is a messenger RNA of Drosophila kikkawai, 2526 nucleotides long. Its product is annotated as paramyosin. Lineage: Eukaryota; Metazoa; Arthropoda; Insecta; Diptera; Drosophilidae. The record is from RefSeq and is a predicted model, not a curated record.
UGUCAGUUACACAUUUGCUUUUAUUUAAAUUCCAUUCUCGUUUGUUGCUUACAUUUAUGUUCUAUAGUUCUUUGUUUCCUUUGAGUUUUUUUUUUUUGCUGACUCCGCAAUGAGUGCAACCACCAUAAAGGUGCCAUCUCAGUCAUCUAAUGCCGCCAGUCAUCUGUCUUCAGGCUUGGAACUUCAGGCAUCGAAAUCGCAACACGGUUCGGCCACAAAUGCUCUACAAACGAAGAAAAGUGUUGCAGAGAUACUAGCAUCGGAGUGUAAUAAGCCCCCAAAAGAAGGUACCAAACCUUAUCCGAGAAACACAUUCAUACUCCUUAAAACUGGUAAAAAGAAUGGCAUCGCAAGAAAAGAAACCGAAAAAGAAAUAAAACCUAUUAGCACUCGAACAAGAACAAGUUCUCCAAAGACAUCGGCAAGAAUAGAAAAGAGGACCCCGAACCAGGUUACAAAGUCAACCAGGAGCAGAACAAGCAGCCCCAAGAGUCUUGUGGAAAAGCCACGAUCAAUGAGAAAUCCAUUAAAAAAACUGGGUGAUAGUAUGCAACUCUUAAGAAGCAAGUCCCUACUGUCGGUAAUAUCUAAAGUUUCAUCUCGGAAAGCUAAUCAACGGAGCUUCUUCCGUGAUGGUGCCUUUAAAAAUUACCCUUUCGGUACGAGUUUCAUGUCCCAAGGGUCUGCACCGUCGAACUUUUCUAAUAAAACCCAAAUAUCCAUAAGUCCGAACGGAGGCAGAAAGUCGACGAAAAAGUCCAAGGGUAUUUGGGGUCCCAACAAAAUUGGCAAACUAAAAGCCAAGCCAAUGGAGUAUGAAGUUCUGUUAGUGAAAACCCAACUAAACGAAAGAGCUGGUGUUCAGCCGAAAAAAACAUUGAAAGCGUCCAAUGCCAAAGCAGAUGAGUUGAUCCUUUCAUCGGACUCCGAGGAAGAUGCCUUGCUCGAAGCCAAGAGCCCUGUCAGUGAGCCCGAGGAGCCGACGAAAGAUGAACCAGCCGAACGAAAUGCUUUUCUAGAAAUUUUCGGUAGUCUGCCCAAUAUCAGUGCCAUGUCGAGCACAGAAACUCUGGACAAAGUGGAAUUACCCGACCCAGAAGCCGAGUUCCUGUAUGUAAAUCCCGUCGAUGUGGAGCGCUCUGAAUCAGAUAAAUCAGAGACACCGAUUGGUUCUUUAGAGGAGCUUGAAUUAUUAUCAGCAUCUGAUCGCAGAAGCCAUGCUAGUACAGAUAUCAGCUUGGAUUUUCAAAUUGAAAGUGAAGAUGAAUCGGUAAGAGAUCCUACUCUUGUAGAAGAGCCUCAAGUUGAGGAUAUCUCCGUACUAAUGAAGAACAUGGACACCAGGUCAACAUAUGUGGGCUUUAAGACCCCCUCUACGAGUGCCAACGAAAAAUACCCAGUGCCAUCAAUCGAUAAAAUCGAAGCAUUCCUUGAUGACUUACUCAAGGAGGCGGCGAACUUAGCCCUUAGGCCUCGAAUGCAGCGAAUUCUGGACCCUUAUAAACUAAGAGAUCAGCUGGGACAACUCCUAAUUCAAUAUCAAGACACUUUGAAACAGAAUCACACGCUUGACAAUAUCAUCUCUGAGUAUUUUAUUAGGCGAAAGGAGUUGGUAUUCGUCGUUGAAGACGAGGGAAUCGGAAGUAUACACAGACCGCGGCUCAUGGAAGCGAUUAAGGCACUGGACCAUCAUUUGGAGCGGGAAAGGGAGACCAAGAUACUAACCGAUAAUCUGGUGGGAAAACUAAAGACCCAUGAGAGAGUUGUCAAGAACUUCGAAGUCCAAAAGGUCAAUGAAUUCGAGGCCAAGGUAAGGGAAACUCUGCUGAAGGACAGCUACAUUCGCCUGCCAUUGGUAAUAAACGAUCUGUUCAGGAUGAUGAACGAGGUCCGCAAUGAAGUAUCUAAAUCCCGACAGAAGUUAUCUUCAGUUCAACAUCAGCUGGCGACCAUGGAGAUGAAAUAUGCGAAAAUGAAUGCCGCGGGCAACAGCGUCAGUGAAUAUUUGGCCGAACAGGCGGAAUCCCAAACUCUGAACAUAAAGCUUUGUGAAAGGGAGGUUGAGCUGAAGCGCCUGAAAGAUCGUGUCACCUAUGACCUCCAUACAAUGGCGGAACUGAGGGAAAAGGAGAAAUUGAACCGGGCUUUGCUGCAGGAGAUGAAGGACAAACUAAAGUCGAAAAGGCUUAGGCAGAAGCAACUCAGAGACCUUCUCUACGAUAAAAUGCUGCAGCGCAAAUGUCUGAAGAAGGAGACUGAAAAUAUCCGGCGCGGAUGCUUGAUGCUCCACCCGGACCUGCUGAGAGAUUACGAUGCGACCGAGGAGCAUCUGCAGGCCAAGCAAGAGGUGAUCCGAAAACUCAGGUCGGAGUAUAACUGCCUGGAACAAAAACUAUCGCAGGUCGAAUCGGGCGACAGCAGGAAAAAAAGCAUAUUAAGAACUUCAAUCAAAUGACUUUUGAAAUGUUUAUAUCCAUGAUUUGUAUUAUAUUAGUUUCAAUCGAACUAGGAUUAGAACAUAUUUUA